This is a messenger RNA of Octopus bimaculoides (California two-spot octopus), 882 nucleotides long. RefSeq lists its product as uncharacterized. The record is from RefSeq and is a predicted model, not a curated record. Lineage: Eukaryota; Metazoa; Mollusca; Cephalopoda; Octopoda; Octopodidae.
AUGAAUGACAAUUGUCAGAGAUUGCUUGAAUUUUGUACAUACCAUAACCUGUGCAUCACCAACACAUUCUUUGCCAACAAGCCAUCCCGCAGGGCAUCUUGGAGACAUCCAAGAUCUCACCACUGGCAUCAGUUGGAUCUCAUCAUCACACGAAGAUCCUUUCUGAAUUCUGUCCAACUGACCUGUAGUUACCACAGCAUGGAUUGUGACACAGAUCAUUCACUAAUAAGCAGCAGGGUGAGGAUUCUGCCUAAAAAUGUCCAUCACUCCAAGAAAAUGGGCCGACCACACAUUAACACUGCCAGAACCUCAGACCCUACACUGCAGAAAUGUUUUGCUGUUUGUAUCAAGUUUGCCCUCAGUAGCUGCCCAUCCUCCUCUGCUGAAAGUAGGUGGAAUUAUAUUAGGGAAGCUUCAUAUACCACAUCAAUAGAUACUUUCGGCAUGAGUGAAAGGCAAAACCCAGAUUGGUUCAGUGCUGUGCUCUCAGAGCUGGAACCAGUUAUCGAAGCAAAGCGCACUACUCUGAUGCAAUGCAAGAGUGAUUCUUCUACAAAGUCACACCAAGAACUCAGAAAGGCAAGAAAUAAUACCCAACUGACUGCCAGACGCUGUGCAAAUAGGUAUUGGCAGGAAGUUUGUCAGAGUAUCCAGUCAGCUGCUGACAGUGGCGACAUCCGUGCGAUGUAUGCCGGUUUGAAGAAGGCCCUCGGUCCAUCCUCAACCAAGCCAGCCCCUCUGAAAUCAACUACUGGAGAUCUCAUCAAGGACCAAAGCAAGCAAAUUGAUAGAUGGGUGGAGUACUACCAGGAUCUCUACUCACGGGAGACCACAGUCGCUGAGGCUGCAAUCAAGGGUGUCAAGAUCUUGCCGGCCAUGUGA